AUGGAGAGCUUAAAUUUCCAAGAUGGCGCUAAUUCUGCAAAUACAUCCUUAAGAAUGCAAUCCAGACUUGGUCUUUUGAAGGCGAUACCAAAUUUCACGGAUGUGACAGAAUUUAUUCUUCUGGGGUUGACCAGUCGUCAGGAGCUUCAAGUUUUCUUUUUUGUGGUGUUCCUAGUAGUUUACAUGAUCACUCUGUUAGGGAACAUUGGUAUGAUCAUUCUGAUCAGCAUCAGUCCCCAGCUUCAGAGUCCUAUGUACUUUUUCUUGAGUCAUUUGUCUUUUGUGGAUGUGUGUUUCUCUUCCAAUGUCACCCCCAAAAUGCUGGAAAACCUAUUAUCCGAGACAAAAAGCAUUUCCUAUGUGGGGUGUUUGGUGCAGUGUUACUUUUUCAUUGCCCUUGUCCAUGUGGAGGUCUAUAUCUUGGCAGUGAUGGCCUUUGAUCGCUACAUGGCCAUCUGCAACCCUUUACUUUAUGGCAGUAAAUUGUCCAAGACUGUCUGUGUUCGCCUCAUCUCUGUGCCUUAUGUCUAUGGAUUCUCUGUGAGUUUAAUAUGCACAUUAUGGACAUAUGGCUUGUACUUCUGUGGAAACUUUGAAAUCAACCACUUCUAUUGUGCAGAUCCUCCUCUCAUCAAGAUUGCCUGUGGAGGGGUCCACAUCAAAGAAUACACAAUGAUUGUGAUUGCUGGAAUUAAUUUCACAUAUUCUCUCUCAGUGGUCCUCGUCUCCUAUAUUCUCAUUGUAGUAGCUGUGCUACGCAUGCGCUCUGCUGAUGGGAGGAGAAAGGCAGUCUCCACUUGUGGGUCCCACUUGACAGCUGUUACCAUGUUUUAUGGGACUCUCAUAUUCAUGUAUCUCAGGCGGCCCACAGAGGAGUCUGUGGAGCAGGGGAAAAUGGUGGCUGUGUUUUAUACCACCGUGAUUCCCAUGCUGAAUCCUAUGAUCUACAGUUUGAGAAAUAAGGAUGUGAAAGAGGCUGUCAACAAAGCAAUCCUCAAAGCAAACUUAGGGAAGUGA
This is a messenger RNA of Ceratotherium simum simum (southern white rhinoceros), 1017 nucleotides long. RefSeq names its product olfactory receptor 5M9. The record is from RefSeq and is a predicted model, not a curated record. Gene Ontology annotation, biological process: G protein-coupled receptor signaling pathway. Gene Ontology annotation, cellular component: membrane. Lineage: Eukaryota; Metazoa; Chordata; Mammalia; Perissodactyla; Rhinocerotidae. Gene Ontology annotation, molecular function: olfactory receptor activity; G protein-coupled receptor activity.